Molecule: messenger RNA, 2239 nt
Organism: Brienomyrus brachyistius
Lineage: Eukaryota; Metazoa; Chordata; Actinopteri; Osteoglossiformes; Mormyridae
Product: neurocalcin-delta-like
Exons: 4
Coding region: 388-969 (193 amino acids)
Biological process (GO): calcium-mediated signaling
Cellular component (GO): cytosol
Molecular function (GO): actin binding; calcium ion binding; tubulin binding
Source: RefSeq, a predicted model, not a curated record
GAUGCCAGGGCGCCAGGCUGAGAUGGGGAGCGCCGCGUAUGAGUUUGAGAGUUUGAGGUGUGAGAGCCGCCGGAGGCUCGUCUUUGCCUCCCCUCGGAAUGUCACACGCAGAAAGUUCCGUUAGAUGUGAACCCUGAGACCAAGCAGAAGCAACAGGCGGGUGUCAGGAGCCCCAGGACCGGCCUGGCCAAAGGACACCCCGCGCAGGGUCGUGAGAAGCUGCCCGCUUGUCUGGUCCCACGUCUGGCCGAAGUUGUUCAUCUAGUUCGGCGCUGUAUUCCCGGGCGACAUGUGUCAUUAUUCAUUAUCUGCGUACUCUGAGGCAGCAAAAGUGGGAGCUUAAUGCUUCUCCCACCCAGGCCCUUCAGCCAAAACUGACUGUGCAACAUGGGCAAACAGAACAGCAAGAUCCGCCCGGAGCUGAUGCAGGACCUGCUGGAGAGCACGGACUUCAGCGAGUAUGAGAUCCAGGAGUGGUACAAGGGUUUCCUGCGAGACUGCCCCAGUGGGGCUCUCUCCAUGGGCGAGUUCAAGAAGAUCUAUGGGAACUUCUUCCCCUACGGCGACGCCUCCAAGUUCGCUGAGCAUGUCUUCCGUACCUUCGACGCCAAUGGUGAUGGCACAAUAGACUUUCGGGAGUUUAUCAUCGCGUUAAGCGUGACGUCACGUGGGAAGCUGGAGCAGAAGCUCAAGUGGGCCUUCAGCAUGUAUGACCUGGAUGGCAAUGGCUACAUCAGCAAGGCCGAGAUGCUGGAGAUCGUGCAGGCGAUCUACAAGAUGGUGUCCUCAGUGAUGAAGAUGCCUGAGGACGAGUCCACACCAGAGAAGCGGACAGAUAAGAUUUUCAGGCAGAUGGACACCAAUGGUGAUGGCAAGCUGUCCCUGGCGGAGUUUGUGGAGGGAGCGAAGAACGACCCCUCCAUCGUGCGUCUGCUGCAGUGUGACCCCAGCAGCGCCAGUCUGGGCUAAGCCAGCAUUUCACCUCACCACACGUAUUCUUGUUUUGUUCCUUUUUGUAUUUUUUUAAGCGUUAUUUUAUCAGGACACGUAGUGUCGCAGUCAGUUAUACAAAUGCAUGUUGCAUAACUGUACUGGUGGGGACUACAUGUGUGUGUGCGCGUGCAAACUCACAGGAAAAGCUGACAGUCGGACACACACGUGCAUCCCUCAUGCAAACACACAGACACACACAUGUGCCACCUCUCAACCACGGCCGCGUUCACUCUGAGGAUUACCCUCCCUGAACAGCUGGACUGCUGAGAGGAAAACUGAUGUUUAUAUGUAAAUCGAACUUUGAAAACCCCCCCACCAAAAUACAACGCAUAGGGUCACUCAUAAAACGACACAAUGCUUCCUCCAGCAUGAGACACAUAUUUAGGACUCAUCUCUGGAUGCCGCUGGAAGUGGACAAGGAUGACCUCUGACCUUUGAACUGUAGACUAGGAUAACCUCUGACCUUCUGAUGGGAAAGCACCGGUUGCUUCUUUUUGCUUGUUUUUUAAGGCUUCGUGGAGCAUGUACUGGAGAAUUUACCAGAUGGACGUGUGCGUGCUGCAGUUUCACAGAUAGGCAUUUCUCUACGAGUUAGACCGCGCCAAGAUUAUUACUGAAUAUCCAUGUUUUAAUUCCCUGAACGGUUUCCUUUUUGGGCAGUUGCAUUUCUGAGACGUGGGGAUUGAAAGUCAGGCUGAGGGAAAGCUUGUGGGAAUCUACUGAGCAUCAGUACAGUGUAGCGUGACGUUUAAAAGUAGAAGUCAAAAGUGAAAAAAUAAGCCAAAAAAAAAGUUGUCUCUCUUCUGUUUAUGUAUCUUUUCAGAGCUUCUGGGGGAAAAAAAAAUACUUGUGUUUAUUUAUGAAUAUACUGACGUCACAAAACAGGCAUCUUAACUUACAGUAGGAGGAGGUGACCCAGCUGCCAAUAUUUUGAGUUUUGAGUGAGUGAUUGUCUUGUAUGUCAAGUUGAAAGUGUGUUCUGUAAAUGAGCACGUGUUAGGCGGGUUGAUGAAGUGAGGGGAUGUGCAUUCCUCAGUGACAAGGUCACGGUAGGAUGCCGAUCCUGGCUUCGAAUCUGCAGUUCAUCACUCUAUGUCACCAGUGCUGUUUGCACCGGGGGCUCAUUUAAUCCCUUUUGUUUUUACCACCUGAAUCGAAUGCUUCUGUUCACCAACGGAGGUGUCCAUCACCUGCCGAUCACCCACAGUCACAGGAUGCAAUAAAGCCUGCAUGUUUUCCAAAGAAA